AUGUCAGGACCUCACCAAGAUCAACCUCGUGUGUUUCAGAUGUGGACCAAACAAAUAAGCAAGCUCCGAGUGUUGACUCUCAGCCUCGCCUCGUUUGCUGCAGCUGGGUUUUUCUACUCACUGGUUCCUGACAGCGAAUGGCGGCAGAAGGCGGAGGAUAGUAUCAUGCUCGUGGAUUGGUCUGGGUUCGGUCCUGAGAAAGGGUUGUACAAUUUUACCUUGGUGACGGCGAUGAUCGACAUCGGGAGAGGCGACUGGGACAGUCAAGCCCGAAGCUACAGUACCUACCUGUUGUACAUGCAGAGAGUACUGAGGCUGGACGUCAACAUUGUGGUCUACGUGGAUCCUAAAGGAAAGCCAUUUAUUGAAUGGAUGCGGCGAGGUCGCGAGAACCACACAACGAUUGUGACCAUGACGAUUCAGGAGUUGCCGUACUUUCAACUGAAGGAUCGCAUGGCAGAGAUCAUGAACAGUGAAACCUACAAGGAAGGCAAUGAGCUAGUGGCUAAGCAACUCUGUGAAUCCUCUAGUCCUGAAUAUGAUAUUGUUCAGUUGUCCAAGCUCUACUUGAUGGACAGAACUGUGACAUUAAACCCAUUUAAUUCAACCUACUUCAUCUGGAUGGAUGGUGGAUAUGGAAAAGGAGAAAACGUUCAUCCACCUGAUGGGAUAUGGAUACCCAAAGGGCUGUUUGAGCAUGCUGACCAGAUGACAUUCCUGGAAAGAAAGCCAGGAGUUGCGGCUUUUGCCAGUGUCCGGCAGAAGAUCCAUAAAAUGAGCAUAAACAUCAUGCCUGGUGGGUUUUUUGCUGGGGGCGGUUCAGCGAUUCGAGAACUAUACCGCAUGCAGAAACAUGAAUUGGCCAGGUGGAUGGAGGAAGGCAUCAUUGAUGAUGACCAGACGAUGUAUAUGCAGCUGUACUUCCAGAAACCGUCUCUAUUUCGUCUCGUGCCUGCAGACUGGUACGAUGUGUUCAAACUGUUUAAUGCACACACAUCCACGUAG
This is a messenger RNA of Candidula unifasciata, 1005 nucleotides long. Lineage: Eukaryota; Metazoa; Mollusca; Gastropoda; Stylommatophora; Geomitridae. The record is from the annotation of a GenBank genome assembly.